Sinocyclocheilus anshuiensis is the source of this 746-nucleotide messenger RNA. Its product is annotated as cilia- and flagella-associated protein 43-like. Gene Ontology annotation, molecular function: protein binding. Gene Ontology annotation, biological process: sperm axoneme assembly; cilium assembly. Lineage: Eukaryota; Metazoa; Chordata; Actinopteri; Cypriniformes; Cyprinidae. The coding region runs from base 6 to 746 and encodes 246 amino acids. The transcript has 6 exons. The record is from RefSeq and is a predicted model, not a curated record. Gene Ontology annotation, cellular component: axoneme.
UUGAAAUGGAUGUGCUGGGAAACUUGGAAGUUCGGUGGGUGCAAGGAUUCAACAAUGGCACAUUUAGAUUUGUCGACAAGAAAACAACAUGCUACACCUGUGGGAACUUUAUUGUUUUCCUCAAUAUGGAAACUAAGUCGAGGAAGACUCUGCAGAGUCCUGGUUCUGGUAUUGGGGCCUUUACAGCCAGUGGGCAUCGCAGAUGUCUUGCCUUCUCUGACCUCAAACUCAAUCCUUCCAUCUUUGUCUACAACUAUCCAGAGCUUGAGCAGGUGUGUAAACUGAAAGGCACAACUAAACUGGGCUAUACAGCUUUGGCACUGUGUGACACUGGCCCUUAUUUAGUCUGUGCUUCCUCCAUGCCUGAUCACACCAUCUCAUUGUGGAACUGGGAGAGCAGCGUUCUCCUUUGUAGCCAUCCACUCUUGGGAGAGGACGUCACAGCAUUGGUUUUUAACCCCAUGAACUGGUGUCAAAUUGGUGCUGUAAAUUUGAGGUCCCUUACUAUCUGGAAUGUUGAAAGAUGUGACAACUAUCAUUUGAUGAAGCCUAGUGCUGUCGAUCUCCCCGCCGCCGAUGGUUCAGUUAUUGAGUGUGAAGCAAACCUGUCUUGUAUGCUCAGUAGGAAGUUGACACACUUAGGUCCUCAGAUGCCCAUUUCAGCAAUCGCUGGACUGAGUGGAGACAGAGCUGACGAUUUUGUGAGUCACAGCAUAAUAGAAUUUGUCUGUCCCAACAGCCUUUGA